AUGCGUGCCAGCAUUGACAUCCGGCAACGGGUGCAGGCAAGCCGCACUCCGGCGGCGCCGCGUGUGGCCCUGGGCGCUGCUGCUGCGCGGCGCUGCGCCCCGGCAAUCACCCGGCCAUCCUACAAUGGGGCAGGAGCCGCCGUGCGCAGGCUGGUGCAAACACCCAAGACGGCUGCAGUGGAGUCGCCAGCGAUUGUGGCGGAGCCGCUCCCCGCGCCCAAGCAGCCGGAGCAGUUCAACUGGUACAAGAACUGGUACCCUGCGGCCCUGCUGGAGAGCCUGCAGCCCGACAAGCCCAACGCGCUGCAGCUCCUGGGCUUGGACCUCGUCGCCUGGCGCACCCCAGAGGGCGAGUGGAGCGUGCUCGAGGACGCAUGCCCCCACCGUCUGGCGCCUCUGAGUGAAGGGCGCCUGCACAGCGACGGCACCCUCAUCUACCACGGCUGGACCUUUGACGGCAAGGGCGCCUGCAAGAGCAUCCCCCAGAUGGCAGACCCCAAGGCCCUCGCCACCGCCACGGGCAGUGCCCGAGCCUGCGAGCUGUUUGGGAUCCUGUGGGUCUGGGCCGAGGCCGGCCCCACGGCGUGGAUCGAGUCCGCCGCCACGACCCCCACCAGCCUGGCCCCAGACCUGCUGAGCGGCGACUGGGUCCCCAAGGGCACCUGGUUCCAGCGGGACGUGCCGGUCUCAUUUGACACGCUGGUCGAGAACGUCGUGGACCCCUCCCACGUCCAGUUCAGCCACCACGGCGUCAUCGGCGACCGCGGCGCCCCCGCUCAGGCAGCCGCCUCCAUCGUCGGCGACAUCACAUGCAAGGGCGGCUUCACAGUGGGCUACAACGGCAUCGGGCAGCGCGUUGAGAAUGUUGUGUUUUCACCCCCCAGCAGCUCAAGGUGGCACUUUCCUGGUGACGUCCACCUCCAGCUGUUCGCCACCCCCACGCGCGUCGGCUGGACCCGCGUGUUUGUCAACAUGAUCGGCGACAAGAACAGCCCCAACAAGCGGCCGCCCAACGACCAGCUGCCCCUGUUUGUGCGGAUCAUGAUCACGGUCAUCGACUCGGUGCCGUGGCUGCAGCACCCGCUGCAGCACAACAAAAUCCUGGAUGGUGAUGACUAUUUUCUGCAUAAGGCGGAGCGCCGGCUGUACAAGCAGGGGUCCCAUGAGUCAUGGCCCAAGCAGUACUACAUGCCCGGAUCGGUCGACGCGGGCGUCAUCGGGUGGCGGCGGUGGCUGGACGAUUUUGGCAGCGCCCUGCCUGUCCUGCCGCGCUCGGCGGCCGACCUGGGGCCGGUCCUGCCCAAACGCGAGAUGUUUGACAGGUACGAGCAGCACACCAAGGACUGCCCCCACUGCCUGGUGGCCCUACGCAACAUCAACAUUGCGAUCGGCGUCCUCGCCGCCGUGGCCGCCGUCUCGCUCGGCGCGGUCGUCGCGGCCGCUGUGACGGGGGCGGCGCCGCUGCUGUCGCCGUUCUGCGCCAAGGCGGGAGCUGCGGGCGCUGUGGCGGCGGCGGUCGUGGCUGGCCUGCUGAAGUUCAGGCAGCUCUUCAUUUACUACGAGUACGACCACUCCGAGCACUGA
Molecule: messenger RNA, 1584 nt
Organism: Monoraphidium neglectum
Lineage: Eukaryota; Viridiplantae; Chlorophyta; Chlorophyceae; Sphaeropleales; Selenastraceae
Product: pheophorbide a oxygenase
Exons: 13
Coding region: 1-1584 (527 amino acids)
Molecular function (GO): 2 iron, 2 sulfur cluster binding; chlorophyllide a oxygenase activity
Source: RefSeq, a predicted model, not a curated record